CACGGAGCUGGGACCUUACCACCUCUCUCUCUGGCCGUCAGCGGACUCCCUUCUCUGCACACGUCCUCUUCUGAAAUGUGUGCGCGCACUCUGCUCGGAGCAGGACAACAGCGCGCGCGUGUGUGAGAGAGGGUGAGGGCACUUCUCCGCAGCAAGUUACAGGCUGGGGAUUAUUCGGCGCUAUCGAAAUAUUUCAACACGUCGCCUUCGCUACCGGACACGGGCCAAUAAGAAGCUGGGCAUUUUAGCAGGAAUGCCUGUUUUGUAAACAGCGAGGAGGAGGACGAAUACAUCGCAGCUAAUUGAGCGACCAGUCCAAGUUGGUUAAAUUCGAUUCAUGUUCACGACGCAGCCAGAGACACUGAAAGGUGUCCAGCCUCGAAUGAGAACUGCCUUUGCCUUACCGAGAUUAAUGGAGAGCACUUUUGACAAUCACUCUGGACACUUGUAAAUUUGACAAGGUCACAGCAGAUAUUUACAGCGCGUACUUUUCAAAAGUGGAUACGAGUUUUUGCAACAUUCAAGAAGGAAGACAUUAUUUUCUUUUAAUUCAUAAUCAUUUGUAUCGUGUGUGCUUGCCACCUACUCUGGUGUAGAAACAUUCUAUCAAGACUACACCGACGUCUCCAUUUAUUGACUGCUCCUGGAUGAACUUCCUGAUGAGAGAUCCAGUCAUACAGGGAUCAAAUAUGGCAUAUCACCCAUUUAUACCUCACCGGGGUCCAGAAUUUGCCAUGAGUGCAAUGCUUGGUCACCAGCCUCCUUUCUUCCCGGCGCUGGCGCUGCCUCCCAGCGGUUCCCUGUCUCUGCCGGGCGCACUAGGAAAGCCAAUCAUGGACCAGCUGAUGGGCGCCGCAGAAAGCGGCCUACACUUCUCCUCUCUGGGACACCAAGCUGCCACUGCACACCUCCGGCCCCUCAAGACUUUGGAGCCCGAAGAGGAGGUGGAAGACGACCCCAAAGUGCAUCUGGAAGCGAAGGAGCUUUGGGAGCUGUUCCACAAGAAAGGCACUGAGAUGGUGAUCACCAAAUCCGGAAGGCGAAUGUUCCCUCCAUUCAAAGUUCGCUGCACGGGGCUGGACAAAAAAGCCAAAUACAUUUUGCUAAUGGAUAUAGUAGCAGCAGACGACUGCAGGUACAAGUUCCACAACUCUCGCUGGAUGGUGGCAGGAAAGGCCGACCCCGAGAUGCCAAAAAGGAUGUACAUUCAUCCAGAUAGCCCGGCCACUGGAGAGCAGUGGAUGUCCAAAGUUGUCAAUUUUCACAAACUCAAGCUGACUAACAACAUCUCAGACAAGCAUGGAUUUGUAAGUUCCACUAAUACCAUCCUUAACUCUAUGCAUAAAUACCAGCCGCGCUUUCACAUUGUACGGGCUAAUGAUAUCCUCAAAUUGCCCUACAGUACGUUCAGAACGUACGUAUUCCCAGAGACUGACUUCAUCGCAGUGACUGCGUAUCAAAAUGACAAGAUAACUCAGCUCAAAAUUGAUCAUAAUCCGUUUGCGAAAGGAUUUCGGGACACUGGCAAUGGCAGACGAGAAAAAAGGAAACAGCUGGCCUUGCAGUCCAUGCGCUCCUAUGAGGACCAGCAGAAAAAGGACAACGGUGCAUCAGACGACUCCUCAGGAGAACAGCCGUCUUUUAAGUGUUUUGGCCAGGCAUCGUCUCCCGCCGUGUCCACUGUGGGCCCCCCACAUGUUAAAGAUUUCGGUGACAGCGAUGAAGACAGUGAUGACGAUAGCAAAGACGGACAUCUCAAAGAUGGCCCCGACUCUAAUAAGAUUUCCACUACCACGGAAGACGGGAAGGAGCAUGAGGCAAGCCCAGCCAAGUGCAACCCUUUUAGUAACAGUGACUCCAGCAGCAGAGCGCGCGAUGCCGGCUCCAGAACUGAGAAAAGUCAGGCUGAUUCUAGACAGAGCCCUGUCACGGUCAUCUCCAGCACUACGCGCUCCGCAGAGGACAUCAAAAGCCCCAAUCUAGAGCAGUCCAAAACAGACGAGUGCCGCUCUUUGAAGGACAGCUUUAUGCCUUUAACCGUUCAGACCGACAAUUCGCACUUGGGCCACGGGCACUUGCAUAACUUUGGAUUUCCCCCUGGUCUAACAGGACAGCAAUUCUUUAAUCACCUCGGCAACGCACACCCGUUUCUCUUGCACCCGGGUCAGUUCAACAUGGGAAGCGCGUUCUCAAAUAUGGCUGCGGGCAUGGGGCCCCUCCUGGCAGCUGUAUCUUCAGCAGGAGUGAGUACCAUGGACACAACCAGCAUGGCUUCUCCCCCACAAAGCCUGACAGGAACACCAGGCCUGCCAUUCCAUCUGCAACAACACGUCUUGGCAUCACAGGGCCUGGCUAUGUCUCCGUUUGGUGGUCUGUUCCCCUAUCCAUACACAUACAUGGCUGCUGCGGCCGCGGCCUCUUCUGCAGCCUCUUCUUCUGUGCAUAGACAUCCACUUCUGAACGCAGUACGACCUAGACUCAGGUAUAGUCCUUACUCGCUGCCCAUGACAACGCCGGACAGCACGCUACUCACCACGGCUAUACCCUCUAUGGCCAGCGGAGGCUCCGAGCUCAAAGCCAGCAGCCCCGUGUCUGCAGUGACGCUGGACUCUACUUCAGAAGUAACCAGUCAUUCAUCCACUAUCUCUUCUGGCUCAGUGUCAUUGUCUCCAAAAACUCUAUCAUCAGAGAAAGACGCUGCAAACGAGCUGCAAAGCAUCCAGCGUUUGGUCAGUGGCCUGGACUCCAGUCAGGACCGGCCCAGAAGUGGUUCUCCAUAGGGUCCAUUGAUGGAAAACCAAUUAUGUUUUGAUGUUGCUUUGGAAGAUGAAGAUUUUUGGACAUAUUUAGAUGAAUACCAGUUAAAAACAAACUAUUAACUGUUUUAUUUUCUGAAAUGCACUUUGGUUAAACACACUUGCUAUGUUUAUGAUUUGUUUUGUUAAAUUAAACCACACGUUUCUUGUCAUUUGAAUACCAUAUAAGUAUUGGAUGUCAAUGACCUACGACUUGUUCGGGUGAACCUGCUGCUUUGUCCUUCAGAUCUGAACGUAAAUCGGUUGUGUUGUAUAUGCAUUCAUUUGUACAAGCGUUGGUCCUACAUUUAAACACUGCUGUAUUUUCAUUGGCAUAAGACGCGCGUUAUUCGCGGGUAGGCCUAACUGGCCAAAACGCUGCAUGCCCUUAAACUUUACAAUUACCAUAUUACUUUCAAAAUAUUGUAUCCUUUUUUAUUUCUAAUUGGUGACUAAACUCGUAGCCCUCGCACGCGUCUAAUGCAAAGGGAAGCAUACAAUAAACAAAGAGAGUAAGAGUAAAUGAAGUAUUGAAUAUUGGUGUACAUAAGGAUAAAUAAAAUAUUUAUGUAAUUAUUUCAUAUUGUUAUUGCGUGUAAAUACAACAAGUAGUAUGUUUUUAGGGAUCAGUUUAAUUUAUUGUUAAUAUAGCCAAUAGGCCUACCUACCUGUGUAAAGAUCAUUUGUGGGGUUAUAUUUUUCUUAUGUUGCCACUUGCAUUUAUUCCCUCAUCUUUUUAAAAUGGACUUGAAUCCCCUUAAAUGUUCUCACUCUCGUGUGCCAUUGUGUUUUCACGUGUUCUUGUGCGUAAAGUGCUACUGUUUUCAAAAGGCGAGAACGCACUGCACCAAUGGCUUCAGAAAAUAAACGUUGAAUAUCAGGUCAAA
This is a messenger RNA of Boleophthalmus pectinirostris (great blue-spotted mudskipper), 3682 nucleotides long. RefSeq names its product T-box transcription factor 3a (gene tbx3a). Gene Ontology annotation, molecular function: RNA polymerase II cis-regulatory region sequence-specific DNA binding; DNA-binding transcription factor activity, RNA polymerase II-specific. Gene Ontology annotation, biological process: central nervous system development; cardiac chamber development; heart looping. The transcript is spliced from 7 exons. Gene Ontology annotation, cellular component: nucleus. NCBI's taxonomy places the organism in Eukaryota, Metazoa, Chordata, Actinopteri, Gobiiformes, Gobiidae. The record is from RefSeq and is a predicted model, not a curated record. Bases 648 to 2780 code for a protein of 710 amino acids.